UCCCAAUGCAAAUCUCUGCAAUAGGCAAUAUACUUGCUUUAUUCAAGUAAUAUCUGUGAAGUAUUUAAAAGGUCUCGAGGUUGUUUUCUAGUGGAAAUUAUUUAUAUUGUCCGGUUUAUUAAAUAUUGUGGACUGUUCAACUCAAAAUGGACAAAGAUACGAUCAAAAUCCUUAUACGAAAGAGCCACGAGGCCAAGGCCAAUGCUUUCUGCAAGUACAGUCACUUUCGGGUUGGCGCAGCACUUUUGUGCGAUGAUGGGACCAUAUAUACGGGUUGUAACGUAGAAAACGCCGCCUACUGUUCCAUCUGUGCCGAGAUGACCGCUAUUGCCAAGGCCGUGUCUGAGGGUCACACAAAGUUCAAGGCCAUCGCGAUAGCCAGUGACCUCGAGAAUGAGAUUAUCGCGCCAUGUGGACCUUGCAGACAAUUCCUCAUUGAGUUCGGCACGGACUGGGUUGUUAUUAUGACUAAACCGGAUAUGACGUAUAAACAGAUGACAACCGGCGAACUACUUCCGCUCUGCUUUGCUGAGGAAUCUUUGAAUGGGAUGAAGAACGGCACAACGUGAUCUUAUGAUUUUACGAUGAACUCAUUACACUCGGUCGAUAUAUUACUGAUACAUGAAUCUCAGUAUUAUACCUGUGUUUUCUAAUAAAUGUAUUGCUUUCCCUGUAAAUAUAUUGGAGAAAAAAAUAC
This is a messenger RNA of Dreissena polymorpha, 697 nucleotides long. Its product is annotated as cytidine deaminase-like. Lineage: Eukaryota; Metazoa; Mollusca; Bivalvia; Myida; Dreissenidae. The transcript is spliced from 4 exons. Gene Ontology annotation, cellular component: cytosol. The coding region runs from base 147 to 569 and encodes 140 amino acids. Gene Ontology annotation, molecular function: cytidine deaminase activity; zinc ion binding. The record is from RefSeq and is a predicted model, not a curated record.